AUCACUCCCCCAAGUCAGAGGCGGCGAUUUGUUCUUUUCUCUUUAGCCUAUUUUGCCAGUGUUUAAAUGUUGCCAAUGUGUCGCGGACUACUGCACAAAUUCGAGAAAGUAAAAUAGUCAAACUGUAUAGGGUGAAGUUUUUGCCGUCCAAGCGGCACGGGACUGUGGGAUUUAUAGACGAAACUUAACAUAGCUGAGCCCGUUUCUGUGGGCAAGCGCUGAAACUUAUUGUAACCGCAAAAAUGAAUCGGAGUUUUAAUAAAUCGCAAUCCUCCUUACGAUUCUUGGAUUGCACCGCUGUUGAAGUAAAAAGCAAGUAUGGGGCUGAGUUCCGGCGCUUUUCCGUGGACCGCUUCAAACCGGGCAAGUUUGAGGAGUUCCUCAAGCUCAUCAUGCACAUCCACCGCAUCGCCAACAUGGAGGUGAUGAUUGGCUACGCCGACAUCCAUGGCGACCUACUGCCGAUCAACAACGACGAUAACUUCUGCAAGGCCGUGUCCACCGCACAUCCCCUGCUCCGAGUCUUCAUACAGAGACAAGAAGAGGUGGACUACGCCAACUUUGGCACCAACACGCUGACGCGCAGGAAGAAGGCAGCGGUGGUGCUCCGCAACGACGUCAACCGCAAACGGCCGCACAUACGCAUCGGCAUGCCGCAAGACUUCCGGCCCGUCUCCUCCAUCAUCGACGUGGACAUCCUGCCCGAGUCCCACCGUCGCGUCCGGCUGUACCGCCACGGCUCCGACAAGCCGCUGGGCUUCUACAUCCGCGACGGCACAAGCGUCCGGGUGACGCCACACGGGUUGGAGAAGGUUCCGGGCAUCUUCAUCUCCAGGAUGGUCCCUGGCGGCCUCGCGGAAAGCACAGGACUGCUGGCGGUGAACGAUGAGGUUCUGGAGGUGAACGGCAUUGAGGUGACCGGUAAGUCCCUAGACCAAGUGACGGACAUGAUGAUUGCCAACAGCCAUAACCUCAUUGUGACGGUCAAGCCAGUCAACCAGCGCAACAACGUCGUGCGAAGCAGCCGCAUUUCUGGCAGCUCAGGCCAGUCAUCAGACAGCGGUGGCUCCACCGGCUACCCCAGCCUGUCCACCACAAUUGCCCUGGCAAUGAACCCAGGGGCUCACCACGGCUACCCGGACGAGUUGGAGAGCGAUGAGGAAUCUGAUAUCGUCAUCGAGAGCAGCCUGAAGAGGCCGUCCCGGCGUUCUAACUCCUCAACGACUUCAGCAACAACAACACGCUCCCUGGCUCCAACUCAAGCCCUGGUGGCCCCUCCACUGGCUCCACCCCCUGUCGUCCCCCCCAGUCCCCCCACGCGCCCAGCCUCCAUGGUUUCCACGGCCUCAUUCCACUCCCAGCCAAGCCUGAAUGGGGGGACCCAUCACAGCAGUCUCAGUUUCCAGCUCCACAGAGACCUGACGCUCCAACAGCAGGCGGGAUACCAGCCCCAGCACCACAGUAGCAACCCUGCCCUACGACACAGCAAUGGCAGCCUGCAUAAAAUCCUCAGUACCAUGAGAACGGACCCACGACACAGCCUUGCACUGCCCAGAGGAGGCGUGGAAGAGGACGGCACUGUCAUUACCCUAUAAUACACACUCAGCGACACUCAAACCUCCUGGCUACCCAGAGACUGUGGAACUUUCUUUGCUGGGUGUAUGAUAAUAAACACACUUCCUCAAACUUUCUUAACUAAAUGUGUUACUUUUUAAAAUCUAAAUCCAACAACAACACGACUACGAAUACAAUAGUCAGGAAGAGAGUUCACGAGGAGAGUUCAUUUUGUAUUGUUUGUGUUUUUAAAUGUUUUCUCAGUCUUGCAUCAAAGAUUUUUUUUAUGUAAAGUACAUUCAGGCAUUUAACAAUUUUAGGCAAGUCCACUGUUGUGUAGUCUUACAUCACCCCCAACUUUUGGAAACCACUGAUUACUUUUCUUUCACUCUCCUUUUCAGGACCAACUUUAAGGUUUUGUGUAUUAAGAACAUUUUAAAUUGAAAUUCUGUUUCUGAUCAAUGCUGUGUAGAUUGUCAAAUUAUUUUCUUCAAUUUCUUAACCAUGGAUUUAUUUUUUUUAAGUUUGUAUUUUGCUCCAAUAAAUUAAGUCUUAAGGUGUUUUGCUUCAAAAAUUACACAAAAUCUAGACUUGCAGUAUGUGCAGUAUUGAUUAUGGUCAGAUGUACCAUUUUAAUCAUUAUUUCCAUCUUCACAUACAAACCUGAAUCUUAUUGUGAGCAACUCACCCAAUAAUGUUUUCCGCUGUAGGGAAAAUAUAGUUCACGCCAUCUAUAAUGUUUGCUAAUGGAUGUUUAUAUUUCGGAAGUAUUUUCCACCUGUUACAUUUUGAUGUUGCUAUGUUGACACUGACAAUUACUGGACAUUUUACCCUGCAUGCAGUGACACUUCCUGGUUAUCAGAUGCUUUAUUUUCUUAAUGUUGUCCUCCCAAAAGGGAUUCCAGUCCAUGGAAUGCAGCUUUACCCCUUGCAGCCGCACAUUCUCACCUCUCCUCUAAUGAACAUCUUAUCUCUGCUGUUUACUCAAACACUGUGACACUGUGCUUGUGAAGCAGUUAUUACUUUUGUGACAUGUAGGACCUCCUACUAGCAGAUAACACAUGGACUAGACACAGCAGGAAUCUUCUGGAUGGGUCGUUUCAGUCCUUACUUGCAUACCACAAUGUUAUAGAAAUUGGUCCUGUUGUCUAAAUAAUACGCUAUGGCUAGCUGGUAUGUAUAUUUGUCAAUAAAGUCUCUUUCAUUUA
Molecule: messenger RNA, 2762 nt
Organism: Osmerus eperlanus (European smelt)
Lineage: Eukaryota; Metazoa; Chordata; Actinopteri; Osmeriformes; Osmeridae
Gene: pard6gb
Product: par-6 family cell polarity regulator gamma b
Exons: 3
Coding region: 243-1595 (450 amino acids)
Biological process (GO): regulation of cellular localization; centrosome cycle; establishment or maintenance of cell polarity
Cellular component (GO): apical plasma membrane; nucleus; cell cortex
Molecular function (GO): protein binding
Source: RefSeq, a predicted model, not a curated record